Molecule: messenger RNA, 2554 nt
Organism: Pyricularia oryzae 70-15
Lineage: Eukaryota; Fungi; Ascomycota; Sordariomycetes; Magnaporthales; Pyriculariaceae
Exons: 2
Coding region: 194-2323 (709 amino acids)
Source: RefSeq, a predicted model, not a curated record
CACCCGCUCAAGACGCGUCGGAUUGCCCAGACACGGACGUGGAGUUCAACUCAAUGGGUGACAGGACAACAAACAGACGGGCAGAAAAGUGCCCCACGACAACAUUUCUCUCGGUAUCGCAGAGCCCAUGCGCUUCCCCAAGGGCUCAUGUCCCAGGCAACAUGAAUAGAUAAAGCAUUUUCCCAACCUAGCAAUGGAGACAUCGGCUCCGAAGCGGCGCAAACUGUCGCCUGAUCAGUCCGUCGCAGUAAACAAUAGCAACCAAAACAAUGCCCCCGAUGACAACCCACGCGACGACCACACAACCACCACCAACACCCCACCCGAUCCUCCUCCAGCGGCGCCGCCCAGAUCCCCCGAGCGCCCGUCGUUCGCAUCACCCACGAGGGCAAGCCUAGCGCGCCACAACCCCGAUGUUCUGGGUCGAAGGCAGCCCGCCGGUCGCGGCAAGUCACCAGCCAGGGGGAACCCCGGCGCGUCGCAACAACCCCCACCGCUAGAUAACGCCGCCGUUGGGCCGGAAGCGCCAGAUCAACACGAAUCCGAGUCCCGAACUACAACCGGUCAGGCGCCAAGGGCACCGGGGGGUCUAUUUGCCAAACCACGACGUUCACCAGUCCGAACACUUGCGCCGGGCACUACUGAAGAGCCGGAAGAACUCAAUCCGUUCCAGGGACGGACCCUACGGCGAUCUUUCCCGCGUCCUGAACAGCCUGAGCCCGAACUGCCGCAGGCACCUGGACCGCCCGACCCAAUACUCAGCACGCCGCCAUCUGGAAUUCACAAUACGCCGUCGCAGCGCCCUCGUAGGAGUCGGGCGCUCGCCGAGCGGAUCAAGAGUUCGUCGCCAGUGAAGCCUAAGGCCGCUCCACCGACGCAGACAUCCGACGAUCAGCCGGUCACCACUUGGGAUCCGCCGACCAAGACCAAGGCACAACAUGGCAAGAAGGCGCAUGCUGGCGGCGAUGCCAGCAGUGCUGGCUCUGCACAGGCGCCCGCCCCGGCGGAUGCGGCAGACUCCAGAGAAGAAAGAGCACGUAGGCGCGCCAUGCGCGGCAUUGAGGAUACUUUAGCCGAUGCGCAAAAGAAGAGAGAGCGGGACGAACUACUGGCCGAGGUUGCGCGGCUCGAAGCCGAUGUCGAAGUACUCAUUCAGGCGCAGAACGGACAGGUCAACGUGGAUGUUGCUGUCAAGAAUGCCACUGCUGAUGUGUUGCGACGGUAUCUACUUCCGAAGGAUGAGGGCAUAAGCAGUGGAGACGGUGUCUCGGCAAGCGACGCGAACUGGCUCGAAAUAGCGAUGAACCCAAUGUCAUUCCUCCCCUUCGGCAAUGCCGACUCUAGCCAACUACCCAGUCUCUUUGCUCCCGAAUCCCAGCAGAAGGACGAACAGCCCCUACCCACCUCCCACCACCCAAUACCAAUGUCCGCAGAGGACGAACUACCCUUCCUGCAGGUCUUUACCCCACUCGCCUUCACCUCCACCAUCGCCAUCCUUCCUCGGCAGUCUACAUCCGACGCGCUCCUGCAGCAGCACACCAUCUCGGUGUCUUCCACCACGCCGCCGGGCCUCUUUUCAGCGCAGAUCUCCAUGACAGUUAAUGCGGCCACGCACCGCGUCAAUUCCCUCUCCGUCCCGCGGCUAGACCCGGCCGCGGGCCCAGAGCUGGCCACAGUGGUGGCUGCCACAACUGCGCCGAAGUCGACGGCGGGGACGGGCCGCGGGCGAGACAACAACGUGUGCGUGCUGGCGUGGGCCAUGGGAGAGUGGGUGCGCGUCGCGACGCGGCGGGCACGCUUCUGGCGCGUGCUCGAGUCGGAGCUCGCUAGCAAGGAGGCCAUGGCUGCUGCAGUUGCGAUGGCACGAUCGAGGAGGAAGAAAGGCGGAGUAGAUGGGAGGAAGCAAGGGGGUCGGAAUGGUGGAAAUGAGGACGGACAGCAGCAGCAGAACGGCAAUGACGAUGAUGACGAGGACGACAGCAGCGAUUCGUUGGGAAAGAGGUCGGAUCUGUUGUCACGAGCCGAGUUGCUACCGCAUAUGGGGCGGACGGCCAUGGAGAUUGGCGUGCCCGUUGCAGUUGGCGACGAUACAGCCGAGGCGUUCUCAUUGAGGAUACAGUGGCGCAUAAGGUUCGACUGGACUGGGGAGGCGGAGAGUGAGGUGGAACUGUUGACUGGCAUCCCUGGUAAAUGGCGCAAGUCCGAUGAACGAGGAAAGCUCUACGGCAUUUCGGAUUUGUUCAGAAAGCUGGUGGAGGGAGACGGUGAUCCGAUCUCGGCCGUUAGGGCUGUGGUGGCGUUGUUGGCUGGGGAUGGUGCUUGAUUAUGAUACCCAUGUUCUACUUUGUAAACUCACAAGCGCCCGUUGGAAUUGUUCUUGAUUGUUGACCCAAGAGAAUCUCGAUCCUUGGCGACUGAACCCCGGUAAUUGGUGCGAGAUGGAAAUACAGACGGCAAGUCGAGCUUCCCCAACUGCACGCACUUCAUCCCCUGUACGAAUUCCAUGUGCCGUGCUUUUAGUUACGCUCAGUCUUAUUUCGUAAUCUACUCCGGG